This is a messenger RNA of Durio zibethinus, 1625 nucleotides long. Its product is annotated as F-box/kelch-repeat protein SKIP30-like. Lineage: Eukaryota; Viridiplantae; Streptophyta; Magnoliopsida; Malvales; Malvaceae. Gene Ontology annotation, molecular function: protein binding. The record is from RefSeq and is a predicted model, not a curated record.
UAUUUUUAACGCUCAAUCACAUAAACAACAUUAAAAAUAAAAUAUAAGAUUAGUAAAAAAUUAAUUGUGUUUUAACUCAGCGUUUCCUUAGUAAAGUCUCUCUAGCUUUCUCUGUGUAUCUCUCUCUCCGUAGCAUAUCUUCUCUUCUCAGGCGAAUUAAACGCUGCCGUUUCUUCUCUCUCUUUCUCUGUCAACAACGGAGCUUAAAUCUUUUUUCUUCUUUGCGGAGUCUUGGCUUUCGGAUUGCAUAUUCCAUUGCUUUGAUUGGCAUAGGAACAAAUUUUUUUAGUGAAGAAUCGUUGGGGAAUCGAUGAAACCUUGGUUAGUAUGUCUGGAUUAAUUGAAGGUCUUCCAGACGCUGUUGCCCUUAGGUGUCUAGCACGGGUUCCCUUCUACCUAUAUCCUAAGUUGGAGCUUGUCUCUCAUUCCUGGAGAGCUGCCAUUCGUAGCCCUGAGCUGUUUAAAGCUCGACAGGAGAUUGGCUCAGCAGAGGAACUUCUAUGUGUGUGUGCCUUUGAUCCAGAGAAUUUAUGGCAGAUGUAUGAUCCUCUCCACGACCUUUGGAUUACUCUUCCUGUCCUUCCUUCUAAGGUCAGGCACCUUGCCCACUUUGGUGUCGUCUCAACUGGUGGAAAGUUGUUUGUUCUUGGAGGUGGGAGUGAUGAUGUCGACCCAUCAACUGGUGACCAAGAUGGGAGUUUUGCAACUGAUGAAGUCUGGUCAUAUGACCCUAUAACGCGUCGGUGGGCUCAACGUGCAUCUAUGAUCUUACCUCGUGCCAUGUUUGCAUGCUGUGUUUUGAAGGGAAAGAUCAUUGUUGCUGGUGGCUUUACCAGCUGCAGAAAAUCUGUAUCUCAAGCAGAAAUGUAUGAUCCUGAGAAGGAUGUCUGGAUUCCAAUACCUGAUCUCCACCGCACUCACAAUUCAGCAUGCUCAGGAUUAGUCAUCGGAGGAAAGGUGCAUGUCUUGCACAAGGGGUUGUCUACAGUGCAGGUAUUGGACCACGUGGGGUCUGGGUGGACAGUAGAGGAUUAUGGUUGGCUCCAGGGUCCAAUGGCAGUUGUACAGGGAGCUCUCUACGUGAUGAGUCAUGGACUUAUUUUCAAGCAGGAAAAGGAAGUGAGAAAGGUUGUGAUUUCUGCUUCAGAGUUUCGAAGGAGAAUCGGGUUUGCAAUGACAGGGCUAAGAGAUGAAGUUUACGUAAUUGGAGGGGUGAUCGGCCCUGAUCGAUUUAAUUGGGAUAUCAAACCAAUGUCUGAUGUUGAUAUCUUGACGGUUGUGGGUGAGAGACCUACAUGGCGUCAGUCUGCUCCAAUGACAAAGUGCCGAGGAACAAUUUUUGGUUGUACGCAGCUAAGAAUUUAGGUCUCCACCUUUUUUUUUUUUUUUUCUCUUUUAAUAGUUUGUUGGUUUGAUUGUGAACAGUGUACUCUUGUUGAGGCACUGAAUUCCUCCUAUUGGAGACGAGAAAUGAUCUUUUUUUUUGUUUUUAUUCGCUACCUAAUUUUGUUUUAUACUUGUUUUUCCCUUUUGAUUUUAAGAGUCUUCCGGGGAGAUUCCUAUGCAUCAAAUAUAGCUACUUGAAAAAUGACUUUAGAUUGAAAUGAGGAACAGUUAUUUUUCCU